UAUAUCGAUAUGACCGAACUAUCGAUAUUGUAAUGUUAAUACACUUCUAUCGAUGGUUACGAUAGCACCAUCGAUUGUGCCACAGCUCUUAGUUCUUAGAAGAUAAAAUAAAAAAAUUAUUUAUAUUUAAAUUUCGACAAAACAGCACAUUAUUGAGCAAUUAUAAGCAAUUAAUUGCGUAUUGCAAGCAAAAUGAAAGUAAAAGAACUGCAGAAGACUGUGAACAUUGCCUGGUCGCCAGCGCAGCAGCAACAAAUUUAUUUGGCUGCCGGCACCGCAGCCCAGCAAUUUGAUUCGAAUGCAAGCUCGACUUUGGAGAUCUAUUCUCCAAAUAUUGGCGAUGCCAGCUAUGAUUUGGAACUGAAGGCAAGCGUGCCCAGCGAUUUCAAAUUUCAAAAGGUUAUCUGGAGUCCAGCUGGCAUUAAUGGGGGAACACACCCAAAUGGUUUGAUUGUAGGCGGCUGUGAAGCGGGGCAUAUUAAUGUUUAUUCGGCAGCCAAGCUGCUUGCCAAUGAGGAACCAUUGUUGGCACGCCAGGAUAAGCACACUGGUGCCGUCACUGGCUUAGACUUUAAUCCUUUCCUCAAUAACUUGCUGGCUUCAUGUGCCUCGGAGUCUGAGAUUUACAUUUGGGACCUGAACAACCCCGCGAGUCCACUCAAUCCUGGCGCAAAAACUCAGCCCUUGGAAGAUGUGAAGAAUGUGGCAUGGAAUCGUCAAGUGCAGCACAUAUUGGCAUCUGUGUUCAGCACACGUUGCGUGAUUUGGGAUCUGCGCAAGAGUCAGCAGAUCAUCAAGCUAUCAGACACUCAGUCGCGUGUGCGUUGGCAUGCCAUUGAAUGGCAUCCCGAGGUAGCCACCCAAGUCUGGCUGGCAUCCGAAGAUGAUCAAGCUCCAGUGGUCCAAUUGUGGGACUUACGUUAUGCCACAGCUCCGGCGAAAACCUAUCAGAUACACGAUCGCGGCGUAUUGGGCAUGUCGUGGUGUCAGCAGGACAAUGACUUAAUGGUGUCGUGUGGCAAGGACAAUCGCAUCUACUGCUGGAAUCCAAAUACUAAAAUACCAGAAGGAGAAAUCCUUUCGGAGGUGGCAACAACAGCUUCAUGGUAUUCCGAUGUGCAGUUCUGUCCACGCAAUCCUGCUUUGAUUGCCAGCGCCAGCUUGGAGGGAACUGUUUCCAUUUACUCACUCAACGGCGGCACUCAUCAUUUGGUGCAAACAUCCGAGAAGAUUGCCGACUCCUUCCCAGGCAUGGAUCAAUUUGCCCAAGCGCCACUGCCUCAGCAGGCCACCCAAGUGGUCUAUCACGAUUUAGCGCAUGCUCCCAAGUGGAUGAAGCGUCCAUGUGGCGUAGCUUUUGGUUUCGGUGGCAAACUGGUCAGUUUCAAUGGCACUUCAAAAACUGUGAAGGUAGAACAGUUGACAACCGAGCCAGGAGUUGUGGAACGUGCUAAUGCUUUGGAGCAGUCUUUGGCUGGUGCUAACUAUGCAGAGUAUUGCCGAGAACGGGCCGAUAAGUCGGCAGAUCAGCAUGGUCGCUACAUUUGGUAUUUCAUUAAGGCGAACUUUGAACUAAAUCCCAAAGAAGAAAUGCUCAAUCUCUUAGGCUAUAACAAAGAGGAUAUUGAUGGCAAGUUUACGAAAUUCAUCAAAGAACCCGAAAGCAACUCACAGUCUGACGUGGACACGCUGACGACACGCAUAUCAACGCUUACACAUAGCGACUCCUCGGAAGUUGAAUGCGAUCAAAGCACUAACUCUAGCACCGAUAAUUCGCAAACUGCCGAUAACAAUGGAACUGGCAUUAAUUCACAAGCCCUCAACGAUUAUCCAGCUGCUCCGCGACUGCAGUUUAAGAUUCCAAGUGGUGAUCACGUCGACAGUUUAAUAACUGAAGCAAUACUAACUGGCAACAUCGAAGCUGCUGUCGAACUGUGUCUGGAGGCUCAACGCAUUCCAGAGGCUCUCAUCAUUGCCUCCACAGCGGGCAUAGAGAUCUUAUCACGUACGCAGUCACGUUAUUUGUUGCAGCAGAAGAAUGAACUCUCCAAUGUCAUCUCGGCAUUGGUAUCACGCGACUGGCUUGACUUUGUUAACCACUGCACCGUGGAUUCGUGGAAGGAGGCCUUGGUUGCUGCUCUGAAGCACAGCGAGCGCAAAAUCGUCGACAUCUGUGAAAGACUCGGCGAUCGCCUAUUGAAUGAAUGCCCCAGCAGCGUUGAGUUCACACGCAAUGCCAUGUUGUGCUACAUUUGUGCGGGAAGCAUUGAUAAACUAGUGAGCGCCUGGUAUCAACUGAAGCAGCUGGAGCAGCAGAAUGAGAACUAUAAACUCAACACUCAGGAGUUACAGGAGCUGGCCGAGGUGGUGAUGCUGCUCACCAAGUCCCUAGAACAGCAAGGCAUUGCUGUUGAUUUCGCUGGACGCUUUGCGGGCUUCAUAUCCGAAUAUAGCGGACUGCUGGCCUCCCAAGGUGCACUCACUGCUGCCCUUCAGUACAUUACCACAUUGAGUAAGACCAAUUUGGAAAGUGAUGAUUUGAGUCAACUACGUGAGCGCAUUAGCAACGCCGUCAACGUGGAUCAGGUGCAGCCUGUUGCAGCCCAAGCUGCUGUCGCACCCUUGAACUAUAGGCGCCAUCAGGAGCCGCGUGGCUCCUUCUCGAAGCCCGCAAAUCCACUGAUUUUUGGACAACCGCAGAACCAAUACAAUGCGCCCGUAAACAAUGGCUGGCAACAGCCACAACCAGCAGCACCACCAGCUGUACCCUUGGCAGCAGCUCCCUUCCAGCCAGCUCAGCCACCUACACAAAUCUUUAAUCCUCCUCAGCUUAAAGCAGAACCACUUACGCAUCCACCGCGACCACACAGCAAUGCCAGCUCGACGGGUGGUCCUCCUGCCGCUGCAAGUGGCGGAUCAGGAUUGCAUUCACGUUCGAAAUACGUUUUGGAUCCAUCUGUGGCAGCGCCGACCAGUUCCUAUGGCAUGCCAUACAAUCCAGUUCCAGCUCCAGCGGCAGCGCCAUUUGGAGGCUCUCUAGCGCCCUUACCACAAGCUGCUCCUGUGCCGCAGACAUAUAAUACCAAUGCCUUCAAUACGAAUCCCAUAUCGUCGGCUCAACCAUUCAAUCCAACUCCAUUUAUGGGAGCGCCACAAAACAAUUAUUUGCCGGGUAUUGCACCCAUUGAAACUGCAGCUCCGCCGCCGCUUGUUCAGAAUGUACAGCGUAAUCCCACACCGCCACCCGGCUGGAACGAUCCCCCAGCUUUGAAAUCAUCUCGAGUGCCUAAGCCCAGGCCUGCUGCAGAGCCUUCAUCUGCUCCAAUUCUGCAUCCAUUAUAUGGAGUUGAUCCGAAUCAAAAUCAAAAUAACUAUAUGGAUCCCAAUCAAUAUCAGCAAAAUGCUCCACCAACAGGAAAUACUGCGUUUUACAAUCCGGCAGCAAAUAAUAAUCAACAAGCCUUUCCCCCACAACAGCAGUUGAACUUCCAAGCAUCGGCGGUGCCAAAUCAACAGCAGCAACAACAACCGCAGCAAUACUGGCCUGGCCAGCCUCAGCAGCAAUCGUUUGGAUACACCGAACAGCCAGCACCCAUCCAAGAGCAGCGUCAACCAGAGCCGCCCAAGGAGAAGCCUCCACUUCCCGAGGAGUACAUCUAUCUGCAAACGGUGCUCGAAGAGCUGAAAAAUCAAUGCUUAAGCGCGACUAACGAUCCGCGUACCAAACGAAAAUUCGUGGAUGUGGUGAAACGAUUGGAAAAUCUCUAUGAUUGCUUGCGCGAUGGAAGGCUGACGGCGACAACUGUGCAACAUCUGAAUCAAAUCGUACAAUACAUUCAAAUAGCCGACUACGCCAAUGCCCUUGAAGUGCACACGCGCAUUGCUUUUGGCACGGACUUUGCCCAAUGUGCUGGUUUCAUGCAAGGCCUCAAGGUCCUGCUGCAAUCCGCAUCCGAGUUGCAAUUGGUAUUGCGUUAGGUGUACUAUGCUAACUAUAUUUUCAUAUAUUCAGUUUUUAAGUGGUAACCAAACACAAGUGCUCAUGUGUUGCCACCCACUAAAAGUUUAUACAAAACAAAAAUAUAACCUGUCCCUAAAAAUCAAAA
This is a messenger RNA of Drosophila albomicans, 4106 nucleotides long. It is a transcript of the gene Sec31, whose product is annotated as protein transport protein Sec31A. Gene Ontology annotation, cellular component: COPII vesicle coat; endoplasmic reticulum exit site. Bases 193 to 3978 code for a protein of 1261 amino acids. The record is from RefSeq and is a predicted model, not a curated record. NCBI's taxonomy places the organism in Eukaryota, Metazoa, Arthropoda, Insecta, Diptera, Drosophilidae. The transcript is spliced from 12 exons. Gene Ontology annotation, biological process: intracellular protein transport; endoplasmic reticulum to Golgi vesicle-mediated transport; COPII-coated vesicle cargo loading. Gene Ontology annotation, molecular function: structural molecule activity; protein binding.